Molecule: messenger RNA, 1981 nt
Organism: Pterocles gutturalis (yellow-throated sandgrouse)
Lineage: Eukaryota; Metazoa; Chordata; Aves; Pterocliformes; Pteroclidae
Gene: MPHOSPH10
Product: M-phase phosphoprotein 10 (U3 small nucleolar ribonucleoprotein)
Exons: 10
Biological process (GO): rRNA processing
Cellular component (GO): small-subunit processome; sno(s)RNA-containing ribonucleoprotein complex; nucleus
Source: RefSeq, a predicted model, not a curated record
AGUGUGCAAGAUGGACUGGCUGCUGACUUCAGAGCAUUAACAAAGACUCUCUAUGAUUUGAAUAAAGCUCUGGGAAGUAAUAUAGUUCGUGGAGGUCCAUUAAAAGAGCUGGUGAUAGAAAAUUUUGAUGAAGAACAGAUUUGGCAACAACUAGAGCUUCAGAACAAUGCAGUUCUUGAUUUCUUCAAGAAAUCCAUUGCAAGGGAUGCCGAGGAUGAAGAUCUUUGCCUUCUCUCAGACCAGGAAGAAGUUGUCUCUGAUGCAGAGACCAGCAGUGACAAGGAAUUGGAAGACAACGUAAUGGAAACAGAAACUGAACAGAAGAAUGUUUAUACAAAAGAUAAAACUAAAGCUAAAGAAAAGCAAAGUAAACUCAGAGAAAGCAUAAUGCAGAAAUACAGUGAUGAGGAUUCUGAUAUUGACUUUGAUAUUGAAGCACUGGAGCAAAAAACUAAAACAGCCAAGGAAACCACAUUGAAAAAAAUGGGAAGAAAAUCUAUAGUGGAUGACAAGUUUUUCAAGCUGGCUGAGAUGGAAGCUUUUUUAGAACAUGCAGAGAAGGAAGAUGAGAAGGAAGAUGAGAAGGAAGAAGAAGAUAUUAAUUACUUUGAAGACAUCAUCUCAGGUGAUGAGGAAGAAGAGUGUGAAGAAGCUGAAGUCAAACCAAUUAGAAGUUCUAGAGACUUGACGUACAAAGAUUUCUUUGAUCCGGUCGAUGACAGUGAUGAUUUAGUAGCUAAUGAUGUUGAAGAUGAUCAGGAAGAUGAAGCAGAUGGUGCUAUUGAAGACCAGAAUGAAGAAAGCAUGUCUGAGGUUGAGGAUAUGAAUGAAACGAUGAUGGAGAUGAGAAGUCAAGAAGCCUCUAAAAAAGUUACUUUUAGUUUGCCAGAUGACAGUGAAACAGAAGCUGUUACUGAUAUGCAAUUAGAGAAGGCCAUUGAUCCCAGUGAAAUAAAGUCUUCAUUUGAGAAGAGACAGGAAAAGAUGAGCAAAAAAAUAAAAAGUUUAGAAGAGGAGUUGUUAGAGGAGAAACCUUGGCAGCUUAAGGGAGAAGUGACUGGACAUAAGCGACCUGAAAACAGCCUUUUGGAGGAAACAGUAUUUUUUGACCAUGCUGUCCGAAUGGCACCUGUGAUCACGGAAGAAACUACUUUUCAGCUUGAAGAUAUCAUUAAACAGAGAAUAUUGGAUGAGGCAUGGGAUGAUGUAGUACCGAAAGAAAAACCCAAAGAGGAGGCUUUUGAAUACAAGAAACGUAUCACUUUGGAUCAUGAAAAGAGUAAACUGAGUCUUGCUGAGAUCUAUGAGCAAGAAUACAUGAAACUUCACCAGCAAAAGACUGAAGACGAAGAAAAUCCUGAACACAAAGAAAUUCAGGAAAUGAUGGAUUCACUCUUCCUGAAGCUGGAUGCACUUUGUAAUUUCCACUUCACACCCAAACCACCCGUGCCAGAAGUUAAAAUAGUUUCGAACCUUCCAGCUGUAAGUAUGGAAGAAGUAGCACCUGUUGCUGUUAGUGAUGCUGCUCUCUUAGCACCAGAGGAGAUCAAGGAAAAGAACAAAGCUGGUGAUGUAAAAACAGAUGCAGAAAAGACUCCCACGGACAAAAAACGAGAACGAAGAAAGAAAAAGCUUCGUAAACGUAUGAAGCUAAGAGAAAAGGAGAAACGUCAAAAGCUGCUUGAAAAGAUGAAACCAGAACAAGGCACAAAACUUAGCAAAAAAGCUGCUGCAGCAAAAUUAAGAAAGCUUACAAAAGAAGGCAAAGCAUCUCUGCUCAAGGAUGAAGGUAAAGACAAGGUCGUGAAGUCAUCCCAGGCUUUCUUUUCUCAACUACAAGAUCAAGUAAAAGUGCAAAUCAAAGAUGGAAACAAAAUAAAGAAGAAACAGAAGCAGCAGAAAACAGUCUCUGUUCAUAAACUGAAAUUGUAAUUUACUGGUUUAUACGUGUUGCAUCUUGUAUAUAUUAAAAUGUUUCUAC